GUCCAAAUUGACGUGAUGCUGCAGUCCCAACCCUACCUCUUUCCCGACUUCAUAUCUCAAGUAUCAAGCAUCCCGCCUUCUUACACUUGCCUGAACCCAUCUUUGCCGCCUCUGCUCUCAUGGAAUCUGAAAAAACAAAGAGCUCGACUGCCUCUGCAGCUGGCGACCAUGGUGCACUCCCAGCGUCGCCCUCAGAGGCAGACGGUAUUCAGUCUCCGGCCGUCGAUAUCCUUCCCGCUGGGGAUUUGCCUUCACUUACCCCUCCGCUUGACGAUGGCGAGGCUUUACUAUCUGAUUCAGAAGGUUUUCCUUCUCCGGAAUGGUACCUCUCUCCUUCUGACACCGACGAUACUGAUCCGACUUGGAAAUGGAGGAAACGUUAUGAGGGAUUGAUUGAACCCGACAGUGACGACGGCUUUGACGACCUCGAGAGCCGGUGGAUUGCGGUUACUUCCAAAAGGGCAGCGACGCCAACCCCUGUGGCUACGGCGGACGAGGAUGAAGGAUUGCCAUAGGGGAGUUCUUACUGCCUAAUUUCAUUUCUUUGUUGUCCAAUAAUUGCAUGUUUGUUUUAGGUUCUACUGUAGGAACUUUGUGAUGCUUAUGUCGCCUGAUUUCGGUCGUGUACUGUAUGUGCUAUUUGAAUUGUUUGCUGCUGAUUUGUACUCAGUUCAGUCAUGUAAUGUCUGUGAUUAAUAAACCUUGUGAUGUUUCUCUGAGGUAUAUUGGCCUUAGUAAAGCAGUGCACUAUCUGUGUUGAAAAAAACAGUGUUAUGACUAUUUUCUGAGGUUGUGUAGCAUUAGUUUUCUCAUGUGUAGCCUGUGAUGAAUCUGGUCUGAGGCAUAAUUUCAAACCGUGCAAUGGUAUGUUGAUGGUGGUAAACACUUUGAUCGGUUUGGAUGUGUAUUAAGUGUGAGUGAACUGAUGUCCAGCCUGUGAAGAAUUCAUUUCACCCCCAUGAUUAAUUUGUGCACUUUGUCACUCAUUUUUAGCCUGAUUAAUGUAGUGCACUGUAUGUGAUGAUAAAAAGUGGUGAUGACUAUUUUCUGAGGUUGUGUAGCAUUAGUUUUCUCAUGUGUUGCCUGUGAUGAAUCUGGUCUGAGGCAUAAUUUCAAACCGUGCAGUGGUAUGUUUACGUUGGUAAACACUUUGAUUGGUUUGGAUGUAUAUUAAGUGUGAGUGAACUGAUGAAAAAGCCUGUGAAGAAUUCAUUUCAUCACCAUGACUAAUUUGUGCACUUUGUGACUCAUUUUUAGCCUGAUUAAAGUAGUGCACUGUAUGUGAUGAUAAUUAAGACUUAGUAAUCUGAUUAAAGUAGCCUGAUUAAAGUAGUGCACUGUGUGUGAGUAAACUGAUGUCCAGCUUACGUAAACACUUUUAAUUGUUAUGAUGCUUAUUAAGACUGAGUAAACUGAUGUCCCGUCUCUGAUUAAUGAAGUUCAUCCAUAUGUGUCAUUUGUGAACAUUGUGAAGCUUAUUUAGCUUGAUUAUACCAGUGCACUGUCUAUGAUGAUAAAAUGUUGUGAUUACUGUGUUAAGAGAUUUCGUG
This is a messenger RNA of Cuscuta epithymum, 1550 nucleotides long. Lineage: Eukaryota; Viridiplantae; Streptophyta; Magnoliopsida; Solanales; Convolvulaceae. The record is from the annotation of a GenBank genome assembly.